UUUUUUAAAUACUGUUUCUGAGACCCAAUGUUAAGCUAUAUUGAGACAUAUGUACUUAAAAAAUAUUUCAUAAGUAGAGAUAGUGUAGUCUGAAAAUGCAUGGUUUUAAGACUCCUUGCUUUGAUUUUAAAUAGCUGGGCAAGUGACCUAAUUUUCUCUUCACCAGACUUGCAUGAGCUAUAAAGUAAAGGAGUUGAGCAGCAUCUUUAAUCAGUGCAUCUGAUUCUGUGAUCCUAUUUUGUUUGUGUUAUUAUUUUUAUUAAUGUUGUUAUUCUUCUCCUUGUCAUCAUUGGCUUUUCUGAGCUACCUUAGGAACAAGUACAUUAUGUAUAACCUUAUUUCUAGGACAGAAUGAGUUUUAAGUUCUGCACAACCAACUCACAUUCCAAAUCUUUCUUCAGUGGUGGACUUAUAUGGUGAGGUCAAAUCUGGAUUUUCAUAAGUUCUUUCAAUUUUGUGUCCUAAUUUUUAAAAUCAAGGUAAAAUGUGACAGCUUUGAGUGUUUCUCCUUAUUUAUUAAUACCUUUCUCUACUCCAUUGUCAGCCUACUAUAACUAGGAUUAUCUCAAAGAAUCCUUACACAAUUACUUUGUUGGUUGCUUUCCUCAUGGCACUUGAACAAAGACUUUUAUAUGGCUUACACUUUUCCACACAGAACCAGUCGUUUUCGGGGUUCUGGAUAUCAGAGCUGGGAAUACUACCAGUAAAUGGGAAAAUUUUUUCCUCAAACAUUGUUAAGCUGUACGACAGGGAAAGACAGUGUCUGCUGAAUCUGAGUACUUCUGAGGGUCAGAUGAUUUUUUUUUUUCAUGCUAGGUAACUAUAGUUGCUGAAAAAGGAAGAAAGAAUCGGGGACUGGUCAGUUUUCAAUUUUAGCAACUUAGUGACUUGAACUCUGGAUUUUGGUAUGCAGAAAAGGCACCCUGCUAUGAUCAUUUCUUGACAGAUGCAUGUUCCAGUCCUUUAUCUGUGUGUUUCCUCUUCCGUUGGCUCAUUUUGCCAAGUUUUAAGGAAUUGAGGACUUUUUAGCCUCUGCUUAAAGUGUCCUCUCCUUUGACACUACACUUUUUUCUCCUUUUCUGAAUUAUCUCAACCUGCUCCCCCUAAAAAGAACGCUCAAUUGUUUUUUAAAAAAAUCUCCCUGUUGCAGGCUCCCCCUCCCCGCCCAACUUCUAAAGGAGAUGAAUAGUCGGGCACAUUGGCUCUUGGUUACCUGCUUGUCCUGAAAAUAGCCUUUGUGAACUAACUUUAGUCUCAUGUUUUCCCUUGCAAUGGAAGAGGUAGGUGAGAAAAAAAUGGGAUUUUCCUGUUUAACUUUAAUUAUGGGGUAAAUUGUGCAGUGCUUCAUGUCUCAUGUUCUCAAAGUAGGUAAUCAAAGAUGAUAGAAGUGCAUAUAUACCUAUUUUAAGAUUUGUCUACAUUGGUAUUUCCUCAGUUAUUUAGAAUAAUUUUAUAGCAGAAGUUGGCAUGCUGUUUCUGUAAAGGAUCAGCUAGUAAAUAUUCUGGGUAACUACUCAAGUCCACUUCUUUGCAUUGCCAUAGAUAUAUAUAAAUGAAUGGACAGUAAAAUUUUACUUAUGAUAGACACUGAAAUUUGAAGUUCAUAUAAUUUUUCCAUUCUUCUCCUUCUCCACCAUUUAAAAAUGUAAAAACUAUUCUUAGCUUGUGGAUUGUAAAAAAAGGAGGUUUGAUUUGGCUCUUGGGCCAUGGUUUGAUAAGUCAUGUUUUAGAAGAAUGAUGUUUGUUUCAGUUCAUAUCCUGUACUAUUUAAAUAAUUGUAAAAUUAGUAUAGUAUGAAAUUAGCAGAAUAAGCUUUCAAAUCUAAGAAAUCUGUUACCAGUGUAUUACCUACUCAUCUUAAGCCUUAGUUUCCAUAUAUAUAAAAUGGGAAUAAUAUGAGUGUUAUAAAUUACAGUUCUUAUAAACAAUGGCCCACCCUGGCUGUUGUUAGCAGAGUAGGGAAUUACUAAAGAAUAUUAGGUAGCUCCCAGAGUCAUUGGGGAAUGCCAGAGGUACAGACUUGAGUCCAAGCUUCUGGGAAUUUUUCUAAACCCGUACAGCAGAACGAGGGUUGAGAGUCACUGAUGGUGAGCAGUAAAUGUUAGGUACUCAACUUGAUGACAGAUGCUAUUACUGUUGGCUCUGAUGCUUUUUCAGUGACAGGAACUCUUAUGUUGUAUGUAACCAGAUGGAAAUGGUUGACUUGCUGCUGCCACCAUCAAAAACCAAGUGCUCACGCUUUGGUCAUGAGCAAAAAUGGAAGUUCUGUGCAUUGCUUACUUGUAAGUCAAAGUUUUUUGGAGAUUAGAUAUUAGAGAGAGAAUAAUAUACUAUGUCUCUUUGGGAAUUUUAAAUUCUAAGUACUGCAUUAGAAAUUGAAUUAGUAAAUUAGAAAUUACAUGAGUUCAAUAGAUGGUAGACCAUAAAAUGUAGAAAUAUACACAAAUUAAAAAUCUGUUUAAACUUUUAGUAUUGAUGAAUAUGGUGGAUGUCCACAACAGUAGGUACUUCAACUGUCCCCCAUUAGCAUGUACAUAUACCUCCAUUUGUACUUAAACUUCAAAAAACUGUAAUGAGCUCUUUGCUAAAAACUAUAAUUUAUGAAAGGUUUGUCUUCUAAGUUGGUGUGUGAGUUGGUUAUGUAGAGCCUAAAACCUAUUUUCCCUUCAAAACAAGAAGGUUCUAGAUAAUGGACUUGUUUCCAGUGACUAUUUUCCUGAGUGUUGUCAGCUUGCUACUACUAGGUGGCUAUUUGUCUGUUGUGAAAUAAAGUACUCGUUGGUGUGGAGGUAAGAGGCACUGAGUUACUGCUUGUGGUAGGUUGUAUUAUUCCAACACAUUUUCUUCUCUUUUCUUUAGUGGGCUUCUCUCUGCAGAGUUCCUACCUGACAGAAGGAGUACAUCUUCACAUUGACACCAGGCUUAGCCUUGGGACUUGGCUUUGGUUAAUGGAAGAUGAGAAGGGAGAUUUGCUGUGUUUAAGUAGAAGCUUUAGGAGCCAUUUUGUGUGUUGAUUUUUGUUUAUUUUCCUCUGCCAUAAGAAAAACACAUGCCAGAUAAAGGCUGUUUCUUUUGCCAGGAUCCCAGGAUGAAAAAGAUACCUGUAGCCAAACCAAAGCCAACAGAACAAAAUUGAGAAACACAUUUUUGUUCUAGUAAAAACAGUACUUCUCAAAGUCUAUUGAACCCAAGACCUUUAAAUACUAAAUUUUAAUAAUACUAGGCAUCUUUUUAACUGUGCUGACAUUGCAUUAUGGUUAAGUGAUAGUGGGGAAAACUGGUGCCUUAGGAAAGAUCAAUAGUUGCUUCAAACCGUACCUUUUAUCUCCACAUUUUUAUAGUAAACAGAGUUUUACCUAAUGUCUUCAAUGAAGCAGUAAAAGUUAUUAAUAAAAAAACUUUAAUCCUGAGUAUGCGCCUUUUUACAAGUCUGUGUGCUUAAACAGGAAAUGAACCUGAAGCACUUGUGCAUGCUGAAGUAUGCUGGUUGUCACAGAGAAAAGCACUUGUGCAGUUGAGUUGGGAGCCGGGAUAGCCUCUGAUGGAGUAUCAUGUACCCCUGAGACAUUGCUUCACUAAGGUUAUUCUAACAUGAGCAUUUGACAGAUGUUUUCUCAGGUGAACAAAAUGAACCUUUUACUUUGAGGAGGAGAACUGGCAGUCUCUGUUGCCAGUAAUAAAAACUGAAAUUUCACGUGAAAAUUAGAAUUUUGGAAAAUUCUCAGAUAAUGUGAGCUUUAGAGCCCCCAGGUGCUUAGACUUUUUCUGAUGAGCUUGGUAGUGAUAGUAGUGAAUAUAAUUUUUUAAAAAAUUUGGUAAUGUAUAAUUAAGUGCCAACAUUUGAGAGAUCUGCCUAACUCAGUGGACCAAUAUUUUAUGAUUGAUGAAUGAUGUUACAAAAUUAUGCAUGGAUAAAUGAUCCAUUCAUGUUGCCAAACCAGUGGAUUUUAAUGUUACAAUAUUGAAAAAUUCAUUGAUAGGGUUGAAGAUUCCACACUUCAGUGAAUUUUCGGGGCCCUAUCACUUGUUGAGUUUUGGUGUAGAAUCAAAUAAUAUUCAUAACUUUGAUUGUACACCACAGCUCAUUUGAAAAAGUCGUGAAAUACUCCUUUUUCAGCUGCAUAUCCAUGUGAGAGUGAGGUUGGAUUUUCUUCAUACAUUUCAGUCAAAAUGACAUUGCUGCUGAUUGGAUACAGAAGCAUGUGUGAUAACUGGUAUGUUUUCUUAAGGUAGACCUUAAAGAGAUUUGUAAAAGUUAAUGCUUCUCUUAGAAUUUUGUUACUUCUUUUGGAAAAUGUCGUUGAUUUUAAAUUAAUGUUAACACAAAUUUUAAAAGUUAUUCAUUUUAAUUUCUGACAUAGUAUAUGUAGCUAAAUUUUUUUGAGAUCUUCCAUUUUUAAUAGUAGAAAGAAGUUACAAGUCCAAAACAUUUAUGAACUAAUGUUGUAAAUGAUUAAGAUUUGUAGGGAUUGUUUGGUACAUCAUAACCUGGUACAUUGGCAGUAUGGUUAGGUCGGUCUUACUGAGAAAUACAAGUUGGUACAAUUUGUUGACAUUCUGUUUUGUUACUAUGGCUGUUUUUUUUUUUUUUUUUUUUUUUAAAUUUUGAAUUGGUUUCUGAUCUUUAUUUUUUCCUCCUGUUUAAAAAAAUUUUUUUUUUAAUGUUUAUUCAUUUUUGAGAGGGACAGCACGAGUGGGGGAGGGGCAGAGAGAGAGGGAGACACAGAAUUGAAAACAGGCUCCAGCCUCUGAGCCAUCCGGAUGCCCCUUAAAUUUUUUUUUUUUAAGUGUUUGUUUAAUUUUGAGAGAGGCAGAGCUUGAGCCCAAUGUGGGGCUCGAACUCCUCCUGAGCUGUGAGAUCAUGACCUGAGCUGAAGUCAGACACUUAACCAACUGAGCCACCCUGGCGCCCCUACUAUGGCUGUUUUUUUCCUGAGACCAUUGAUUAGGCAUUGAUGUUGCUGGGGAAAAGAUUUGAUUGACUUCCAAAAAAUGGGUUGUACUAUCUUACAUAAUUCCACAUGAUUAUGGAAGUCUUCUCUACAACAAGGACUUGUGGGGAGACUUCACAUGGGACAGAAAUAUUUUCACAUUUGGUCAGUCCAUCCAUACAGCUCUUCAUUAAAUUAUUCUGCCUACCUGUUUCUUGUGAGGACCUGACCUGGAAAUCUAGGCAUAUGAAAACUCCUCAUUUAAUAGUUGGUAUGAAUCUCACUGUUUCCCUUUCUUGACAAUGCAGACAAUGAGAUGUGUUACCCAGUGGGUGGAUUUCUCUUUUUAACUUUCCAUAAGAACUACUUCAGAUGGUUGAAAGAAUCCAUUUCUGAGUGAUAACCAGCAUAUAAUGCAAAGUCAUGUGUAAUCCAGGCUUAUAUAUUUUUUUCUCUCAAUUAGCUAGUCCUAGAGAAUCUCCUGUGUAGUGGAUAGACCUUGUUUGAGGAAGAAAUAGCAGUGAAUGAGGAGUUAGUCAUACAGAAUAUGAACCAUCUGCUCAUGCUUUGCAAGCAUCCUGAAUCUUGUUCGGAAUGUACUACAACCACUUGAUGAUAGAGUAUUUCUGUCACAUCAGCUUUGACUUUGUGGAUCAGAUGAUGAUAAUUAUUGAUGGGUAGCUCAGGUUUCAUAGUUACCUGUGGCUCGAUGUUAAUUCUCUACCAGUAUAAAAAGUACAGGAAUUAUUUUCAAAAGAGAAUCUUGGUUUGAUGAAGAAGGUAUGUUUUUGCCCUAAAAACUCCUAAGAGGUUUCCGCUCUGAUUCUCUUAGAGGGGUUUGCCAAUAGCUUCUUAUGACAUUGGUCUGUUGACACUCUGAGCACCAUUGCAAUCAGAGUUUCAUUAUGGUCAAGUGGCAGAGUUACUUGUACUUGCAUCCUGGAUUGGCUAGAGAAUUUUUCUCUUCCUUGGGGCCAUACUUAAAACUGCUGCUUUUCAGAUCACUCAGUAAACAGCGGUGCACAUAUAUUGGUAUAUAUUGUUUCCAAUGAGGCCCACCAAGCUUUCUGCUUCUUUGUUGUGGAAGUAUAGGGUUUCAUUUUGGAGGGAAUAUUUUGCCUUGCCGCACUCCAUUGGCUCCUGGAACUAAAUUGUGGUGGCAGGACCCUGUUUUUCCUUGGGACUUUUUUUAUUGAUCUUUUGGUAUAUGUGUUUUGUUAGGACAUCUAGAGUAAUGCUAUUUCUACCUCACAAGGUCUUAUUGACUUGAUUUUAUCAGUGUAGUGGACCAGCGUGAUGUGUAGUGGUGUGGUGAAAUAAUUAAGGUCAUACGAAAGCUAGAAACUUGACUUAGCUUGAGGUAAUAUAGUGACUGUGUAUUACUGUCCCACCCAAAUGAUAACAAAUUACUUCUGGAGUUCUUCUGUUUGUAGAAGUAGAGAAACCAUUUGCCAGAACUAUAGCUGCAGCUAUAACAGGAACUGCAGGUACUGCGCUAAAGAGAUCAAAUUUGGAUUACCAGCUGUAUUUCUAGUCAUUACAUUUAAAAUACACUCAUUCUCUAUGAACAUUUGUGUGUUCUGUGUUAACCAAACGGUUGUAUUAAAUGAUUAUCUGCUAGGGAUUGCAACCCUUGCAUCUUUUAAUUCUUUGAUAAUUUGCACACCACUCCCCUCCCACCCUACCCCCCCCCCCCCGGGCAAUAUUUUGUUUGGAGGGAGUGCUCCAGGGGUCUAUAUCUGAACUUUCCUGAUCCAGUAUAACCCCAUUACUCCAUUUGUCAUAGCAUCAUUGUAGGAUUUUGUUACUUGGUAGUCCACUGGAACUACGUUUUUCAGCUACAUAUUCAGCACCUGGGGAAAUACCUAUAGGUUGGGGGAUUGAUCCACUCUGUAUAAAUGGGCUUGGCCCAAAACUUAAUAUAUUAUUUGAAUGCUAUAAUCCUUUUUCCUGACACAUACGUCAUGGUUGGUGUUAUGUAAGAGGUCCUCAGGGAUUAGUUUAAGAGUUAGAUUUUUAUAGUCCCAAAAAUUUGGGUCAGGGUAUUUCCCUCUCCCAAGUACAUAGUUGCCCUGUUAAGUGGCUGUUGUUCUUCCAUGGAAAAUAACAGUACUUAUGAUAUAAUCAUAGGGUCUUGUUUGAAGGAUUCUUUGCUUUACCUUCAUUCUAGAGGCUCUAGGUCUAGGGACUUUGAGAGGCUGUGAUUUUCUAUGUGGUGGCUUAUGUCUCCUCUGUCAACCUCUGUGUGUCAUACCUAGAGUUGUUUAUUUGUGUAGGUUUAGGGAUCAGCAAACUUUUUCUUUUUUCAGCCCACGUAUUAAAUGUUUCAGGGUUUGUGUGCUAUGGUCUUCAAAAAAUCCAUCCAACUCAGCCAUCAUAGUGUUAACGCAUACAUAGAUAAUAUAUAAAUAAAUGGGCAUCUCUGUGUUUCCAUAAAACUUCAUUUUCAAAAACACUGUGGGUCAUAUUUAGACUGCAGGUUGUAAUAUCUGUACCUCUAGUAUAGAUCUUAUAGGAUUAUGGUGGGAUGUCCUAAUAUUACGAUUUUAGGGAUUUUCCACAAUUCUUGCAGACAAACCAAUUCGAUAACCACUAGGUUCCUGUUUCUUUAACCUUGUUUGGUACUACUUGAUGUUAUAAUUAAACAGCCAGCAAAAUCUAGAGUGUGCAUUUUGGUCAUAACAGCUCUAGAGCAGGAGUUGGAAAACCAUAGCCUACAGGCCAAAUGUGGCCUGCACUUGUUUUUGUUGACCCACAAGCUAAAAAUGUUUUUCACGUUUUUAAUUGAUUGAAAAAAAUAAAGGAUAGUGUUCUGUAAGUGAAAAUUCUAUGAAAUUCAAAUUUUCAUAUCAUGUAUAAGGAUUUACUGGAACACAGCCACAUUAGCUUGUUUACAUAUAGUUUAUGGCUGCCCUCUCUUCACAGCAAGAGUUGGGUAGUUGUGACAGAGACAUUGUGGCCUUAAAAUAAUGUCCUAUCUGGCCCUUUAGAGAAAAAAAAAAUACCCCAAAACAACAACAACAACAACAACAACAACAACAACAAAAACAUUUGCUGAUCCCUGCUCUAAGAUUGGAGAAAAACUCUUUUGUGUCACGAUCAGUAACGGACUUGUUGUUUGUCAGUGCUUUGACUCAAGAAUUUACAUUGUGAAUAUGUUGCUCUCUAUAUUUGAAUUCUCCAGUUAGAAGCUAUGUCCUACUCUACUGUCCUUGUGUAUCCACCUCAUGUCUUCACAGCUUCACACUACUGUCUCCGCUUGGUCCCCAGAGCCUUGUUUUAAAGCACUUUAUUACAGAUGACCGCAGUUGGUAAUUUAAUUUUGCCAUAGUCUGAGUAUAAACUAUCAGAGACCCAUCUUAUGUGAUUGUUGCCUUACCCCAACUAGAUUGGAUAACAUCCUCAGCUUCCCAUUACCUUGAAGGUUCUCCCAGAUUCUCAUCACCUCAGUGAUUUCAGAAUUUAAUGAUAUAAAUAAUAUUAGCCAAUGUUUUAUUCAACUUUUACUGUAGGCAUGCAUUGAGCUAAGCACUUUUCACACAGAAGUGCUUACUUAGUAUAGUGUCUGCCACAUAAGUAUUCAAAAAAGGUUAGCUGACAUUUACUUAUUUUUUCAUUUAGAUAUAAAUAUCCCUCCCCCCCAUACUUCAUGUGUGAUUAAAAAAAAAAAACCUCCUGGGCCAUUAAAAUUUUAAAAAUCACGUUAAGUUUAAAUUAGAGUGAAUGACGUAAAUUAACAUUUUUUGCCUAUAAUAUUUUUCCGUUUUAAAAAUUUAUAGGUAAAUACAGUAGGUUCUCAUUCACAGUAGUUAUGUUUAUAAGGUUGUUGUGAACACUGAAUUAGCACAUAAUGAACCAUUGCUUCUGGGGGGAAAUGCAGGGUUAGAUUCCUGUGAACCUCUGGUCACAUUUUCAUCAAGUGAUCAAUAAUAACCUUGUUUUCUGUGUUUCUGUUUAAAGACCACCCCUUAUUUUAUAUAUAUUGUUGAUUCAUUAACAUUUCAUUAAUGGCUGACAGCAUCAUAACUCCCUAAAUGAAUUAAGCCCAUCUAUCACACAUGUUUUCCGUAAGGCGUGUCACAGGAACACUAGACAAAACUUCAGCACUAUGCUUGGUGCUAUUUUAAAUAGUGAAAUCACCAAAAAUACAAAAUACAAAAAUUUGGCACUAAAUGUACCAUACAAAGGAUAUUUGUUUAUAGAAUGAAAGUUGAAACAAGAAGGCAGAAUGCUGCAUUAUUGGCUGGGGGUAUACAACAAGCACCUCAAGUUUUUCACUGUUCUGUACAGGACUGAGGAUUACAAAGGCACUACAAGUAUUGAUGUUGGGAUUACAUAUAAAUUUUAGCAAGUAGGCAGAUUUCACAAAUAUGGGAUCCAUGAAUACUGAGGAUUGACACUAUCUCCUCAGAUGCCACAGUUUUUGAUUUUAAUUUUUCUUUUAUAUUUUAAUGUUUUCACUUAUUUAUUUUUAAGUUGUGUUAAAAUACAUAUAAGCUUAUAGUUGAGUUGUGUUAACUAUAUUUACAUGGUUGUGCCACCAAUCUCCAGAACUCUUUAUACUCGUGAAACAACUCCCCGUUUCUCUCUCCCUCCAUUCCCUGGCAACUACCGUUGUACUUCCUGUUUUUAUGAAUUUAAGUACACUAGAUAAGUGGCACUAUAGUAUUUGUCUGUGACUGGCUUCUUUCACUUAGUAUUAUAUCCUCAAAGUUUGUCUAUGUUAUAGUGUGUGUCAAGACUUUGCUUUUUAAGGCUGAAUAAUAAUCCAUUGUACGUAUAGACCCCAUUUUGUUCAUUCAUCCUUUGAUGGACGCUUGGGUUGCUUCUACCAUUUGGCUCUUGUAAAUAUUGCUGCUAUAAACACAGGUGUGCAGAUAUCUCUUUGAGACAUUGCUUUUUUUAAACAAUGGUUUAUCUUUUAUAUGUUACACAUAUAUAUUGCAAAAAUGAAUGAGCUAACAACAGGUGUUUAUUACAAAGCAACAGGUAAAAGUUGUCAGUUUGACUUCGCCCCAUUCACCAGUGACAGCUGUUAUUUACAGUUUGGUGUGUAUUCUUUCAUAUGUACACAAUUCAAGCAUAUAUAUAAAAUAUGUGAAGACUACUGAAUAUGACUUAUUAACAUGUGUAGUAUAGUAGCAGUUGGGAUCAUAUGAGUACUGUUCUAUAUAUUGUUGAUAUUUCAUGUAAAUAUGUAUAUAUCUUAGUCUUAAAUACUAUCUACUAUUCUAAUUUCUGUCGCAUACUUUUGAAAAAUCAAAAUCAGGUUUUAAAUUUAAAAGUAAUGCAUACAUAUGGUAGAAAACUCUAAACAGUACAGAAUGGUGUGAAGAAAACUAAGAAUAUCUGGUCUUCCUUUAUUUUUUCUUAUUCCCUCCCAAUCUUACUUCCUGGAGGCAGGCACUGUUUGCUAUAGUAACUUUAAAUAAUAAAUUAUACCAAAGAUUCUUAUUUCUUGAUAUAUUAACCAUGAGCCACAUCUAAUAUGAAGGUUUUGAGGAAAUUAGUGCAUUUACUCUUCUUUACACUUCCUUUUUCCAACUUUCUGAAUAUUAUUGCAGAGUACAGAGUAGAGCUUGCAACUACUUAGUUCUAUACCUCCUUUUUUGCUGUAUGAUGUUUUAGAAACUGAAAAAGGAGUAAUUUUUAUGAUAAUUACUAUGUAAUAUUUAUGAGAAAGAAACCUAAUACUGUGUUAUUAAAUUUCUGUUCAACGAGAAUCUCCCACUGUCAGUGAUGAGUAUCCUUUUUUGUUUUUGUAUUUGUUAUUUGUAGGUCCGUCAUACUUAGCUGCCACUGUUUUUUCUAUCUCACAUUGUGUUUCAUCGGGUUCCUUUUUUCUUUUGUUCCUGUACCUUUUCAGUUUUGCCAUACAAGUAAAAUUUAAAGUUUUUAUUUUGACUCUUGAUGGAAAAUCUGACUAGUGAGAGCAGUGCUUUUAUGUCAUGAUAUGUAUAUAGAAAAUGAUACUAUUUGGUGGGUGGAGCUGCCUGCAGCAGAGGCCUCUGGUAACCCAUUUAUUUGUAGCAUACGUGCUGGGGAAACCCUGGGUUAUAAUAGGAAUCCAGUUUCUACAUAUUUUUCUCCUAGAACUUGGAGGACACUGGUCUGCUGUCUUCUGUCAUCCAGUAUUUCUGAUAAGAAGAUGAAUAUUUCUCGAUUGUCUUUGACGGCUUUCUUUGUAUUCUGGAAUUUUACUAGCGUGAGUCUGUCUAGUCAUGGGUCUUAUUUCAUUUGUUGUGUUGUUUUUGUUUUGUUGAGUCUUUUCACUUUGAAGAUUGAAUCUUUGUCUCUUGGAAAGCUUAUGAUGUGUUCCCCUCAACCCAUCACCUGCUUUUGAGAAUUAAUUUUACUUCACCUCUGUUUUCCACUUUGGGAUGUUUUGUGUAAACAGAUCUUGGACCCCCUAGAUCUUAAUUCAUUUUUAAUUUUUUUCUUAGAGAUUCACCUUUGUGUUUUGGGGGUUUGUUUUUCUUUUUUAAAGUUUAUUUAUUUUGAGAGAGAGCGAGAGCGUGCACGCCUGUGUGUGCAGUGUGGGGAGAGGGGGUGCGGUCGGAGUGAGAAUCUGAAGCAGGCUCCAUGCUCUCAGUGUGGAGCCUGACGUGGGGCUCCAUCCACGAACAGUGAGAUCAUGACUUGAGACGAAGUCGGACGCUUAACCAACUGAGCCACCCAGGCACCCUUAAAUAAUUUGGUAUUUAAUCAUGACCGUUUUCUCCUGGAUUUUGGUUUUCUCUGUUAACAGUUCUGUUUAUCUUGUUCUUCUUUCAUGCUGUUAGGUUUCCCCAUGUGGUUAGUGGAUCUUGGUUAGUAUUGGCAGUUGAAGUGUGUCUGCUCUAGUAUGUAGUUCUUUACUAGGGCCUCUAUCUUGAAUGGUAGUUUUGGUGUGGUAGGUUCUGUGAAGUUGGAUUAGGUGUGGGCCAGCAGACCAGGCCUCCUUCCAGGGAGGAUGUAUGUGUGGGUGAAGUGGCACCAUUCUAACUUAGGUUAAUUGUGGUGUCUUCAAACAUUGCAGGUGGGGAGCGUUUUGGUAUAUUUCACUUGGCUAGUAUUAAGAAACUGAUCCCUUUCUCCCUGUUUUUCCCUGCUCAACCCUCCCCCUUUAUUUCACUCUUUGUGUUAGAAGUCUGAUGUGCCCCGCCAACUUCCUGCUCUGCUUUUCUGUCAAGCCUGGCUACUCUCACAGUAAGGCUAACCUAGGCAGAAAUGCCUACUUCAUAGAGAUCAGCUCUUUGGCUUUAUCUUAAAGGCAAAAGCUGCCACCACCAUUGCUCUGAUUACCAGUCAGAGGAGGAGGGGUCAUCUAUCCAGAGUAAGGUAAUGCAGCACCCUUAUGAAGCACCUUAGUUGUUUCCUCCUGCUUGUAGUUGUGAUUAGUUUGAUUGAUAUUUAGAACUUCUCUAGCAUGUCCUUGAAAAGAUUUUGGUGCCUUAAUGUGAUUUCCUCUAUUAAUCCAGUCUUUCCUACUUUCUAUCUGCCCAUGUUUCUUUAAAAUUUAUGAUUGGUCAGUGACAUCUUUUCUUGUUUUGCAACAGUGCUGUCAACUCAUUUUAAUAUAAAUCUUUUCCCUGCCAUUUCAGGGGGGACCUUGGGAAGGAGGGGGGAGAGAGAGACAGAGACAGAGACUGAGAGAAAUUUAUUUUGUCUGCUACCUUAAGCUAUAAUUGACUAAUUUGUGACUGAUAAAAGGUAUAUAAGUUCUCAAACACCUUUUUCUUCUUUCGUGCCUGAGAAGAAUUGUUAAAUCAUCUUCUUUUCCCCCUAGUAACAACAUUUUAAUCUUCAGUCUAUGCCAUAUAAUGCUGACUGCUGUUCCUGGGCAUAUGGCUCUUUGUGGAAGAGAGCAUGCAUAACCAUAGUGAUGCUGCCGGUCAUCCCCUUCUGGGUGGAUCUUGUAUGUAUAUGGUUACAUGUGUGAGUGAAGUCACCGUUUUUAAGAAACACUAUAUACUGGAUAAUAAUUUAUUCAGUCACUCAUGAACAUGGUCAGAAGACUGAUAAAAUUGUGUUGUUACCUCUAGUGAAGCAUAGCAAAGCAGAGAAACAUUUUUGAAAAUGAUUUAGUAAAAGCCUGGGGGAAGAGAGUGAAAGAGCAGCUAGCUCAUCUUUGUGCUUUACGAUCUUCUGUGGAUGUGCAGGGUAGUUUUAGCACAAACUUUGCUGGAGGGGGGGAAAUAUGGCACUUUUGUCCCAAAUACCUUUUCACUUAACCACCUUGUAGACCUUGUUUGUUUUGUUUUUGUAAUGUCCUGAGGAUAUUAGGUGAAGGGUUUUAUUGCCUAAAUGUUUUUAAACUUUAGGCCUUUGAGGAAAAAUUGAGAAGAUAUGUCAGUGCAUACAACUGUAAUAAAGACAGGUGUUUAUGUACGUGGCUUUCAGACUUUUUUGGUCUGUAGUCCACAGUAAGACAUGCAUUUACAUUGCUGCCUUGUUACAUGUGUGUACAUGACACCGAAAUUAGAGUUCCGUGGAAUAGUAUUUGCCUUUCAUAGGAUAUACUUGUAUUGUCUCUAUUUCAUUAGAAGAAAAGGUAUGAUCCACUAACUUUAUAAUCCACUAAUAGGUUGUGACCUGCUGUUUAAAAACCCCUGAUUUAAAUCCUGAUCUGUUAGAGUACUGAGAAAAGGGAAGGAUUUGGAUUCAGGAGACCUAGGUGGUUCUAGCUAGCUUUAUGGCCUUGAGUAAUUUCCUUCUUUGCGUUUGUUUUUACAAGUGAAAAAUGGGAAUAAUAAUGUCUUGUUAACUUGAUAAUGAGGAUUAAAAAUAAAUGCAAAGUGCCUAGCAGUGCUAGGGAUAAUGUAGAUAUUUAAAAAUCAGAAGGUUUUUAUUAUCUUCAUUAGUUUUACUGUAUGCCACCUGUCAUGUUGAGUAGGCACUGAGAUGAGAUUCAAACGUUCUUACUUUUAGGGAGGCAGGUACAGAGACAUGUAGACAUAACUGCCUUACUGGUGAACAGGAUGUAAGUUGAGUAUAUAAGAGGAAUAGUAACCUAAUAGAGGAAGUUAGAGUUGGGCAAGUACAGGGGUGCCUUUUUUUUGUUUUAAAGUUUCAGGGAACAGGGUCCCUCAAAUUACCUCUAGCUAAAUGGGGUUUUACUUUAAGGCUACAUAAGGGAGGUAAGGAAAAACAGCAGUUAUUUAAAGCUGCAGAAAUAGAAGUUUCAGAGAAUUGCAGUACUGUUUUGACCAUAACUAAUUGUUUUCAUUGUCUGACUUCAUGGAUAAUUGGCACAUCUUGUGGAAUAUAACAGAAUUCUCAUGUGUUUCCUUCAGUAGCAGCAAUACUAGGUACAGAAUUCUGUCAUCAUAACUCAUUUCUGUCUCUCACUAGCUCACGUUCUACUCUUCUUUGCUUUAUGAUUUCUGUUGGUGUGUGAUUUCUGCUGACCCCUGUCACACUCUUGGUUUUUUUGACUCCUGGUAUUUUGGUUGCAAGCAACAGAAAUAGAUUAUAGAUAGCUGAAGCUACACAGAGGAAAGAUGUGGUGGUUCAAAGAAAAAAAAUUAUCAACAGAUCUAGGACAUAGAAAUCAGUGAGCUGACUUGACGGUGGUUAAUAAUCAGUUCAAAUUAUUUUCCUCUAUGGUUUUUCUCUUUAUAUUCCGAUAUCUAGGAUGGAGUCUGAUUUCCGGAGCUUGAGUUACGUUUCUGUCCUUUGGCCAGGGGUGGAGAGGACACUCGCUUAAAUUCCAGCCAGAAGUCUGCAGUAGAAGCUGUGUAGAGUGUUGCUCCAGAAGGGACACUGGGUACUGGCAGCCAACAGUCUACUGUUUUCUGAUCAUCCAAUAACCUUUGUUCAAGCACACUUUAAUGUCAGUGAAGAUGAAAGUAUAGUAAGUGAAAAUCGAUAAUGCUGACCAUGGUAUUUGAAUUAAAUGUGAAUGAGGUAUAAGAAAAGGUGCCUGUAAGAAGAUAUUGCCACUGUCCAGGAGACUCUAGGUAUAUGCAGCGAAAGAAGUAUAACAAACUUUAUGGGCAAAAUGAAGAAAGUGGUUGUGGUGAAAAGGAUGAUGUUCCACAGGAAGUGAUGCUGGCAAAAAAUUUCCCACUAAAGGAACUUUCUGAGAUGUUCCAUGACCUUGAAAAUGUAAGAGUUAAAAUGUUAGAAGCUGUAUGACAGUUCCCUGUGGUGUAUGAAAUCUAAAAGAUGCUCUGUACUCUAAGUUAUACCAUGAGAGAAGACAAACGUCAAACUACUUGUAAGUUAUUUACAAAGAAAUAAAGUACUUUAAUUCAUAGUGGUUCUCAUUUUAAAAAUUAUUAAAAAAUAUUAUUGUAUUUUUAUUAUAACAUUUAAUAUGGUAUAUUAGAAAAUAUUAGUUUUACUGUAUUUUUAUUAUAGAACAGUUUUUAAUGUUUUGAUAAUUUUAAACGUCACAGAACAGGUCCCACUGAAGAAGGUCACUUCGCUUGGUUUCAUCUUCCAUUAUCAUUUCUAUGACCACACUACCAUACAAAAUGGGGACUGCCUGUGUGUGUGUUUGAACUAACAACUGACCCCCCCCCCCCCCCCCCCCCCGCCCCCAGCUCCUUAAAUUGACCUAAUAGUUUUAGAAAAUGAUCUCUUCGUCGUCUGUUCUGACCUGGGAGUCCAUCAUAGAUUAGGUACAACUGAGAAAAUGGUAUGUUUUUCACGUACUUAAGGACUUGAAUUCUUGGAGGUGCUCUGGAUUUCGUUUCUUCCCCAAAUUGCCAAGUGUGGAUCUUAACAGUCUCAUGAGCUUUAUGAAGACGAGUAUGCAAGGUCAUCAAGGACAACAGUGGUUUUGUGUGUGUAUUCAGAACCUGUUCUGUACUAGGCACUGUGUAAAGGAUGUACAGAUAGAUAAGAGGUAGCAUAUUGGAGUUGUGUAUAAAUAUAGAAGAAUUAAAGUUCAUGAUACUGAAACAUUUUUAAUACUUUUAUAGUGUUGUUGAAUUCUUUGCUGUGUUCUGUGAUGUUGGUGAUGCCGCAAGAGUGAUUGUUGUUUUCAAGGAAAUUGGUGGGAACCAGAUUGAGCAUCUUUAUAUAGGUCAGAAGGCAACAUGUCUAACUCAUGCCAUAAAACAGAUAUUUUAAUGUUAAUAAUACAUUGUCUUAUUGGUGAUACAGGUGAGGACUUAAGUUCAAAGGAGUAAGAAGUUAUUUCCAGCUAGGGUAUUCAGAGCAGGCUUCAUGGAUGCAGUACAGCUUUUCAAGGGCUUGAAAGAUACCUUGUGGGCAUGUUUAUUUAUUUGUUUGUUUAUUUAAAAUUAUUAAUGCUUAGUUUUGAAACAGAGCAUGAGUAGGGGCGGGGCAGAGAGAGAGAGAGAGAGGGAGACACAGACCUGAAGCAGGCUCCAGGGUCUGAGCUGACAGCACAGAGCCUGAUGCGGGCUUGAACUCCCAGACUGUGAGAUCAUGACCUGAGCCGAAGAUGGACACUUAGCCAGCUGAGCCACCCAGGCGCCCCGGGCAUGUUUAUUUUUUUAAGUUAUUUUUAAAUUUUUAUUUGUUUUUUUUUUGUUUUAAUGUUUAUUUUUGAGAGAGCACAAGAGGAGCGGGGGAGGGGCAGAGAGCGAGGGAGACAGGACUCAAAGUGGGCUCUGUGCUGAUAGCAGAGAGCCUGAUGUGGGGCUCGAACUCAGGAACCAUGAGAUCAUGACCUGAGCUGAACGAAGUUGGAGGCUUAACCUACUAUGCCACCCAGGUGCCCCACUCCUGGGCAUGUUAACAGAAGCAUGUACCAAUUGGAGCAGACAAUGCUGGGAAAGUCCUAAAGAUAAAAACCCUUGUCUGAUUUGUCUUAAUUUUAUUACAUAACCCAUUUUGGUUAAUGAUGUUUGACCGCUGAUUGUUGGAUUAUUAAUAUUACUGAUUUUUGUUCUCAAAAGAAUGUUGCUGUAUGAUUCAGGAUUGUAUAGUAUAGUAGGUCUCAAAGUGUGGUCUCUUUGUAACCUGUUAGCAUUGCAAAUCCUUGAAUCCACCCCAGACCUAGCAGUUGGAAUGGAAAGAACAGGGGUGGGACCCAGCAAUCUGCUUUAACAAGUCCUACCUUGUUUUGAGAGGACUAGGCAUUUAUAAUUCAUUGUUACCCUUUGAAAAAAUCUGUAUCAUUUUUAUUUGAUAGAGCAUUUUUUUUUUUUUUUACAUAAUCUUUCCUAGAAGCUAUUAAUGAUUAAUCACCCAUUUGGUAACUUUGAUUAAAAGUCAUUGCUUGGGCACCUGGGUGGCUUAGUCAGUUGAGCAUCGGACUCUUGAUUUCAACUCAGCUCAUCAUCCCAGGGUUGUGGGAUCGAGCCCCAUGUCGGGCUCACAAGCAUGCACAUGUGUACUUUCUCUCACUCUCUCUCUCUCUUUUUUUAAAGUCAUUGCUCUGCAACUUAAAAUCUGGAAAUUAUUUAGGGGGCUGUUUUAAUUGUGAGUAGUAAUUAUAAAGAAAAUUGCUAGUACAUCUCCUUGGCACAUCAAGUAUACUUGCUGUUUUAUUGUCACCCAGAAUUUAAAACUGAGGUAUUGUGGCCAUUGGGUAUGUAGAAAGGAAACAUGUUCUAAUACUGUUUUUGACUUUCAUGAAAUCUUUUAAUGAUACUUGUCAGUUUUUAUACUAAUUUGUUUUGGAAUUGUAAUAAUUCAUUAUUUCUAAUUAAAUUCUAAUAAUUGAGGGACUGUUAGGCUUUUCCAAAGGGGCUGGACUGCACUUUACAUUCUGAUCAGCAGUGUUUGAGGGUUCCAAUUUGUCUGUAUCCUCAACAACCAUUAUUACUGUCCUUUUGUUUUGAUAGCCUUCCUUGUGGAUGUGAAGUGGUAUCUCAUUGUGAUUUUGAUUUGCAUUUCCCUGAUGGCUAGUGAUGUUGAAGGUAUUUUCAUGUGCUUAUUGGCCAUUUGUGUGUUGUCUUUGGAAUAUCUGUUCAGAUAAUUGGCCCAUUUUAAAAUUAUAUUGUUUGCCUCCUUAUUAUUGAGUUGUACUAUUCAUAUAUUCUAGACACAAGUCUCUUAUGUUUUGCAAAAAUUUCCUUCCAUUUUGUGGGUUUUCUCUUCUUUGAUGGUGUGUCCUUUGAAGGGAAAGAGUUUUAAAUUUUGAGGAUGGCAGUUUGUUUUUUCUUUUGUUGCUUGUACUUUAGGUAUCCUAGCUAACCAUUGCCUAAUCCAGAGUUACUUAGGUCUUUGAUCCAUUUUAAUUUUUUUUAUAUGGUAUGAAGUACGGUUCCAUUUUCAUUCUUUUGCAUGUGGAUAUCCAUUUGUCCCAGCACCCAUUUCUUAUAGUGACAGAUUUUUGUGAAUUUUUAUCUAUACUUCCUAGGUCUUUUUUUGUGCUUGAAGAGAUUUUGAGUUUUACUGUCUACACCCACCCCAUUGUCCAAGAAAGAAUAAAUUUACUAACUGUUGAAAAGACGCUGUGAAUAAAGCACUGUGUACUGUUUUAGGAGUCCUAAUUUUGGAAGGACAUAAAGUGGAGCAGAUUUUUGUUAAUUGUUAGGUCACAAAUUUUUAAAAUGGGAAAUAGAACACUUGGGAGUAAGAGACUGGAAGAAAGUCCUUCCAGUUGCUAACUAGUUUCAUUUAAAGUAGAGUUAGACUUGUUUUGUAUAGUUCAAGAAGCUCUGAGUAGGAAUUACAGGUAAAUACAUUUGAAUCCUAGAGAAGAAAGAACUUUGAAAACAAUUAGAGCUGUCUAAUAAUUUACUAAAAAAGCACCUUUAUGCAAAAGCACUCAACAUUGGAGAAGCUCAAGCAGAGGUUGAAUGAUGGGUCAUUUUGUCAUUAAAAUUACAAAAUGAGGGGCUCCUGGAUGGCUCAGUUGGUUGUGUCUGACUUCAGCUCAGGUCAUGAUCUCCUGGUUUGUGAGUUCCAGCCCCACAUCGGGCUCUCAACUGUCAGUAUGGAGCCGCUUCAGAUCCUCUGUCCUUCUCUCUCUCUCUUUCUUUUUCAAAAAUAAAACCAUUAAAAAAUUUUUUUCUUUAAUGGUUUUAUUUAUUUUUUGAGAGAGAAAGUGAGUGGGAGAGGGGCAGAGAGAGAGGGAGACACAGAAUCAGAAGGAGGCUCCAGGCUCUGAGCUGUCAGCACAGAGCCCAGUGAGGGGCUUGAACUCAGGACCUGCGAAAUCAUGACUUGAGCCAAGGUGGACGUCCAACUGACUGAGUCACCCAGGCGCCCCCAAAAUAAAACAUUUAAAAAAGCGUUUUAAAAAAAUUACAGAAUGGGUUUCUCCAUGGAAUGAAGUUUGUUGAAGGUUUUCUAUUUCCUAUUGUUUUCUUUCACAGUUGUGAAGGGUUUUCUCUUCAGGGUUCAUCCUCUUCCACACUUUUGUCAAGUAGGAGAAUGAGGAAUAUAUAGAAGAUAAGUUCAUACCAGUCCUUGUGGCUCAUGAUCAUAGAUUAUGAACAUGCUAUACUGGGCCCUAUCGCAGUAAUAUUUGCACCAGUUAAGUUGAAUGGGCAGCAGCAACUUGUGAUUGGCGGUACCGGAUAUUCAAUUGCACAUCCCCACAUCAAUGCACUGCCAAUGGGUUAUAUCCUGUGUUGUGACCUCAUGGUUUAAGUGGGAAUAAAGAUGAGUAUAAGCAGUGAUGAGGUCAACUUCUUGGUAUAUAGAUACUUGCAAGAGUCAGGAUUUUCUCAUUCAGCAUUUACCUUUGGUAUAGAAAGCCAUAUCAGUCAGUCUAACAUAAAUGGUGCCCUCGUCCCACCUGCUGCAUUGAUUUCUAUCAUCCAGAAAGGUCUACAGUAUGUAGAGGCAGAAGUUAGUAUUAAUGAGGAUGGUACCUUGUUUGAUGGUCGACCAAUAGAGUCUCUGUCACUGAUAGAUGCCGUAAUGCCUGAUGUAGUACAAACAAGACAACAAGCUUACAGAGAUAAGCUUGCACAGCAACAAGCGGCAGCCACCGCAGCUGCCACAGCUGCCACAAACCAACAGGGAUCUGCAAAAAAUGGCGAAAACACAGCGAAUGGGGAGGAGAAUGGAGCACACACUAUAGCAAAUAAUCAUACUGAUAUGAUGGAAGUGGAUGGGGAUGUUGAAAUCCCCCCUAAUAAAGCAGUUGUGUUACGGGGCCAUGAAUCUGAAGUUUUCAUCUGUGCCUGGAACCCUGUUAGUGAUCUCUUGGCAUCAGGGUCUGGAGACUCAACAGCAAGAAUAUGGAAUCUUAGUGAAAAUAGCACUAGUGGCUCCACGCAGUUAGUACUUAGACAUUGUAUACGAGAAGGGGGGCAAGAUGUCCCAAGCAACAAGGAUGUGACAUCCCUAGAUUGGAAUAACAACAAACUAGGACUCCCCAUUCUGAAGUGUGGUGUUAAAAAAAACAAAGACUGGCCCUCCAGCAGUCAGACCGAGGUUCAGCUUGCAGCUCUUCAGUUUGUCUUGCAGCAGAACCUUUGUAAAACUGGUGGUGGCCCGCUCUGCAUCAUCUUCCUCACGUGGAAGAGUGAAGGUACACUUCUAGCAACUGGUUCAUACGAUGGAUUUGCCAGAAUAUGGACUAAAGAUGGUAACCUUGCUAGCACCUUGGGGCAGCAUAAAGGCCCUAUAUUUGCAUUGAAGUGGAAUAAGAAAGGAAAUUUCAUCCUAAGUGCUGGAGUAGACAAGACUACAAUUAUUUGGGAUGCACAUACUGGUGAGGCCAAGCAGCAGUUUCCUUUUCAUUCAGCACCAGCACUGGAUGUUGAUUGGCAGAGCAACAACACCUUUGCUUCUUGUAGUACAGAUAUGUGCAUUCAUGUCUGUAAAUUAGGACAAGACAGACCUAUUAAAACAUUCCAGGGACACACGAAUGAAGUAAAUGCUAUCAAAUGGGACCCAACUGGCAAUCUUCUGGCCUCCUGUUCUGAUGACAUGACUUUGAAGAUAUGGAGUAUGAAACAAGACAAUUGUGUCCAUGAUUUGCAAGCACAUAAUAAAGAAAUUUAUACUAUCAAAUGGAGUCCAACAGGGCCAGGGACAAAUAAUCCAAAUGCCAACCUUAUGUUAGCAAGUGCAUCCUUCGAUUCUACUGUUAGAUUAUGGGACGUAGACCGAGGAAUUUGCAUCCAUACAUUGACAAAACACCAAGAGCCUGUGUACAGUGUGGCUUUCAGUCCUGAUGGCAGGUACCUGGCAAGCGGUUCUUUUGAUAAAUGUGUGCACAUCUGGAACACACAGACAGGUGCUCUAGUUCACAGCUAUAGGGGAACAGGUGGAAUUUUUGAAGUUUGCUGGAAUGCAGCAGGAGACAAAGUUGGAGCCAGUGCAUCAGAUGGUUCAGUUUGUGUAUUAGACCUUCGGAAAUAGCGCUACUAGUUGGAAGCCAUGGACCGACUAUGAAUGUGUACAUAGCCAAAAUGACUGUCCCUGACCCAUGUACUGCUAUAGUCCCACUUGAACCAUGGCCAGUCCACUACAGCCAAAUCUAAAAGAAAUAUAUACAUACAGUGUAUAUAAACAAAAUUGCACCCUGAAGAUGACAGAAUUUUGUCACAGCUUGUGAAUUCUGUUCACCAAGUGCUGGAAUCUAAUCUGCUGUGCCCCUAAAAUAGCAUUUAGAAGUUUUGGAUAUGAAAAACAGAAGAGAAAGAAAUAUGCGUUAUAAAAGCAGCCCAUAUGUGUACCAGUUUUUGGAUACUAAUGACAGCCUUGUUUCUCCCCUUUGAAUCAGAAGACACCAUGGAUUAUAUUCUUUUUUCCCUUCAGUAGUUGAGCAGUUUGUAUGUACAGAGAAAAUGGACUUACAAAAACUUGCAGCAGUAGUUUGUUCUUGCUUUUAAACUUUGUUUUCGGUUUAGUUUAUGGAUGCAUGAAGUAAGGGAGUGAAUCAGUUUCUUGUUUAUAUUUUUUUCACCUUUUAAACAAAAAAUUCUUAAAAAUAUUUUAAUGCAUUCUUUUGAAGAGAUAGAUGUUUGGUACAUUUUAUGGCUCCCAGAGCAUAUAUUCAAUUGGUGCAUGUUGUGGAAGGGGGAAUUGGAAAGUGAAUGAAAAUAUAUGACUUUUGGUCAUGUCAAUCUGUAAGACACAUCAGUAAAAGGAUAUUAUGCUCUGUUGUUUUUUUUUUUGUUUGUUUGUUUUGUUUUGUUUUUGUUCUUUUUUUGGUGAUGUGGCUUAAAUGCAGUAGUUUCUUUUUUGGGACAUAUUUCUGCCAAUUAAAGACUAGAAGGGCACAAUUUUUUUUAAUACCAUAGAGAAGAUGCAUAAAAAAAAUCUUCUGAUGUUUUGUAGCCAUAACUAAAUUAUGGUUAAAAUGUGCACUAUUGUGAAAAGGAGCAAAGUAGGUUUGGGGUUUUUUUUUUUGUUGUUGUUUGUUUAUUUGUUUGUUUUGCUUUGUUUUUUAAGAGAUUAAAAUGUUUCUGGAUAAGGAUUAGCUUCUCAAAGUGUCCAUCAUUCUGUGUAGAAGCUGAAAAAUGUAAUGUAACCAAACUCCAGUAUUAAAAAUCUCUCAUGUUGUUUUUCUUUAUACAAAGCAAGAUAACGGCAUAUAACACUGCCAUUACAUGGCAAAAUGUUUGCUACCUUAGUUUAAAAACAAUCUUUAAAACAAAAGACUUGCUUCAAGGUGUUUUUAAAUAGCAGUGAUUCAGAAUUUAAAAAAGAAAAAAAAGUAUAAUUGCACUAACCUCCCUGCUGCUCCGAUUCUGCAUUCGUGGUACUUGUGACUACAUUUUUUUCAAAUACGGAUAGAUUUAAGCUGCUAUUUUUUUUUUGUUUGUUUUUCAGUAAUCACUACUAUAUCAUGUCUUCUACUCUGUUUAUAAUAUCAAGUAUUUUCUUAAAGAUAUAGGUAUCAGAGCAAACCUCUUCUUAACGCUCAUGCAACUAAAAGCUAAAAUACACAGAAUUUGCAAAUGAGAGCAUUUGUUUAUAUGUGUGAUCAACAGGGUUUGUCAUGAUUAAUGUAAGUAUCCACAAGUGUCAGUUUUGAAGAGAAUAGUUGUCAAAUUUGUAUCUCAAAAGAUUAUAAUUAAGGAGUUGCUUAUUAUUAAGCUUAGCAAAUUUAUAACACUAUUUCUGUCACUAAUUAUUUUGAGGCCUUUACUACUAAAAUUUUAAUCUAUGUUUUAAGUAGAAACUGAUUUAACCCAAGUAAUGCAGCUUUGAUUUUUAGCAUUUGUUGUUUUGCUAUUUUUACAAAACAGCAUUGAUUGAAGCAAGUCUUGGUUUUACUAAGGUAGGAUAGCAUUUGCUAUUGGUAAAGAGAAUAAAUACACUUAAUUUCACAAUACAUUGUUAUAUGUACCCCAAUUAUUGUUAGUGGGGACUAUGAUACUGUAAUAAUAUUUUUUAAAAUUUACAUCCAGAGAGGCAGUCAUUCAUGAUGGUUUUGUGCCAGCUGUUUUUAGGGUUUUGGAUCACAUUAUAGAUAUUUAGAACUAUAACCCUGUGACUUAUGUAGGAAACCUAAUAUGCUGAGUAUCUGGCACUUGAAAUCCUGCUUUUAUUGCUAGAGGUCCACAUCUGUGGUUAACCUCUGUUGUUGUUUUAAAAAAAUAAAUAAAAAUUUAAAAAUCUGUGCAAUAAUUUUUAAAUGUGCUCCCAGGAAUAGACACAAAUGUUUUGAGUAGGUUUAAGCUGCAUUUUCCUUUAGCGAUGCAUCUGUCAAUUGCACUGAAUUUAAAUCUGAAAGUCAGAGGUGAUUAUUGAUAGUACUUUUGUAUUUUGAUAUGGACAAUUUAUUCAUUUGCAUACAGUUAUUGACUUUUUUCCCCCAGCUGAUUAAAAGUGAUAGUCAAGAAGUUCUGCAAUAUAGCUGCCAAAAUAGACAGCUACAUUUUUAUGGUAUUGUCAUCUUUUCUUUUUUCUUUUUUUUUUUUUUUUCUUAAUCUUUAGGUAUUUUACUUAAGCAUAAUAGCCACAAUAGGACAUAUUAAAAGAUUAUAAAUACAGAGCUUUAUUAUCCUGAAGUCUUGGGUCUUUUAAGUAUAAACUUUAUCUGAAAGGUAUCCAUUUUGUAGGCUUGGGUUCUUUAUGAGCAUACAGUUGUUUAUUUUUGCUGCUGUUCUCAACAUCAUCAUUGCCUGCUGAUGUGCCACCAUGCUGCUCCAAUAGACAAAAGUAAGAUUGCCUUGAAUUUGAGCAGUAACUUGAUUGUAGGAGACCAAGUUUCACAGCCUGCAAAAUUCUGUAUUUGAGGUUCUUGGCUCAUUUUUCCUUCCUUUUUUUUCUGAGAACUUACUCCUGAAGAUCAACUGAUUCCAAUAGAUUUUCUAUCGGUAUUCAUUAUAUAUCAUUGUUGUAUAAGCUACUGUAAGAAACGUAUAAGGAAAAAUAGAAAGGAAAACUUGAAUGAAUAGAAUACUCAUUGAUUGAAGUAGAAUAAAGAAAGAGCAGCUGUCACUCUUAAACUUCAUAAAGGAAUAUCAUUUUUCUUCUCCAUGUAGGAAAUCUGAUACGUGCUUAUAUUUGUUCCAAUCCCCAUUUCUGUCAUUGAUCAGGUACCAUCAUUGACUUUAAAUGACUUUUAGAAAUGGUAACUUUUCAUUUCCUAAUAGAUAUUAGAGUAUAUUGAAUUCUGUUUUAAUGAAUAAUUCUCUAGGUAAGUAUGUUUUAGGAUUAAACACCUUUUACAGAUACUGAAAGUGCCUCCUUUUGUGGUGUAAAAAAACAAAUUAUGGUGCAAAAAGUAAUUAUUAGAUUGAAUUACAUGAAGGUUUUUUGCUUUUUGACAUAAAAAUGUCAAGAGAAAGGCCAAAGAUUUGUACUUUUUCACUUAUAAAGCACUCCUUUUUUCCUUAAACUUCUUUCUGUCAAAUUAGAUUUAAUGAGAGAGUACUAUUUUUAAGGAGCUAUCUGUUUAUGUAGAAUGAUUUUGUUAAGAGUAAUGUAAACUAUUAACGCAUAGAGGCCUGAAGAGGGGUAUGCAUUUUUGCUAUUUAAAGGAAUCACGAAUGACUGUCCUUAUGUGAGCAAAAAUGUUCAAUUUUACUAAGUAAGCAGAAAAACAAAUCUCAAAUGCAGUGCUGUUUACUCUUUUCAAAACCGUUUUCAUUUUCUUGAGCACAUUGUACAUUUCUAUAGAACCUGCAUUUAUUCUCACAUGCUAAGGGUGGUACUUGCAUUUGGUGAAUUACUGUUGAUUGUUUCCACAGAAAUUCUAUUUCAGUGGACCAACAUUGUGGCAUGGCAGCAAAUGCCAACAUUUUGGGGAAUAGCAGCAAAUCUACAAGAGACCCUGGUUGGUUUUUUUUUUGUUUGUUUGUUUUUGUUUGUUUUUCCUUCUGAAUCAGCAGGGAUGGAAGGAGGGUAGGGAAGUUAUGAAUUACUCCUUCCGGUAGUAGCUCUGAAGUGUCACAUUCAAUAUCAAUUUUUUUUUAACAUGAUUCUAGUUAAAUGUAGAAGAGAGAGAAAAAGAGGAAGUGUUCACUUUUUUUAAUACACUGAUUUAGAAAUUUGAUGUCUUAUAUCAGUAGUUCUGAAGUAUUAAUAGCAUUCUUUGUUUCUGCCUUUACGUUGACAAUGUUGAAGCAGGGUGAAUAACUAGGGCAUAUUUUUUUUUUUUUUUUUCUAGUAAGCUGUUUCACAAUGUUUUCUUUGGCGUUUCUGGAUAAGUUCAAGAAAACAUUCUGCAUGUUGUAUCUAGUCUGAUGUACUUAUCCAUCUCAUUAAAAACAAACACAGACUGCAUUCUGUAGCUCUGUAAUCCCUAAAUACAGAAGUAAUUCUCUUCUUUCCUGACUUUGACAUUGUAGCUAUAAUGUUCUAAUUUUGAUUUCUACAAAUCCUUUGGGUCUAAUUCUGUGAGCCUACCUAUAGCACUGGAUUAAAAUGUCUGCAUCAUUUCUUUAGUUAUCCAGUUAACUUUAAAACUGUUGUAAAAGUGUAAACCAGCCCAUGACAGUUUUUUGUACAUGUUAAAGAACUUUAUUGUUCAGUUUUCAUGAUUAUUGUGUAAGGAAGACUGAUAUAGAUGUUCUAUGCUGUCCUGGACCAUGUUAAUUACACUUCUGAUGUAUUUUGGUUCCACAUCACAAUGAUUUGUCCCCAAUGAUCCUUUUAUCCUUUCUAGGCACAUUUUUUUUUUUUGUUGUUGUUGUUGUUGCAGUUUCCCUUUGCAUUGUAUUGCUUUGACAACUGUAAUUUGAAUCAGAUCUGAAAGAGGUCCAGAAUAAAAUAUAUUUUGAUAUUAUGUUGGCUGUGUACAUAUAUAAAACCUUUGAUACCUAUGUAGUUUGUAUAGACUGUUUACUAGUCAAGUAAAGAGAGGGAUGCUAUUUCUUGUUUACAAUUUCUUGUUUACAUUUUAAUUGCAUUUACUCCUCCAAUGUUCUAUUGUAGGAUAAACUUUUUUUGCUUUGAGUUAGCCUUCCUAACAUAUAACAUGUCUAUUCUUCCCAAGCUGUUGUUAUCAGUUGUAACAACUGCCAUCAGAACCCAAACCACUGUUUUUCACAACUGUAUUGUUUUCUAAGCUAUAUGUUUUAAGCCCAUAGAUAAAAUUACAAAUUUUACUAUUUUAUUACCUCUCACAGGAGAUGAAAUUUUUUAAAUGAAGGGAUUAUUUACUAUUUUUAUUAAAGAAUAAUAGAGCAUUUAAUCAGCUAAGAAAUAAACAAUUGCUUUGAAUUAUUUUCAAAAAUAAUACUGUAUUGAAAGGACAUCGUUUCACAUAAACUAAAAGAAA
This is a messenger RNA of Panthera uncia (snow leopard), 26475 nucleotides long. RefSeq names its product TBL1X/Y related 1 (gene TBL1XR1). The coding region runs from base 19446 to 21158 and encodes 570 amino acids. Gene Ontology annotation, cellular component: histone deacetylase complex. NCBI's taxonomy places the organism in Eukaryota, Metazoa, Chordata, Mammalia, Carnivora, Felidae. The transcript is spliced from 19 exons. The record is from RefSeq and is a predicted model, not a curated record. Gene Ontology annotation, biological process: regulation of transcription by RNA polymerase II. Gene Ontology annotation, molecular function: protein binding; transcription corepressor activity.